Molecule: messenger RNA, 1404 nt
Organism: Diachasma alloeum
Lineage: Eukaryota; Metazoa; Arthropoda; Insecta; Hymenoptera; Braconidae
Gene: wal
Product: electron transfer flavoprotein subunit alpha, mitochondrial
Exons: 4
Coding region: 165-1166 (333 amino acids)
Cellular component (GO): mitochondrion
Molecular function (GO): flavin adenine dinucleotide binding; electron transfer activity
Source: RefSeq, a predicted model, not a curated record
UUCAAAGUCCUCCGAUUCAACGUGACGUUGAUGUCGUGUGAAUGGAAACACAUCUUUAACGCAUCCCCUUGAUUCCCUACACCUCGAGAAGAUCAGCGCCGAGGCAAAAGAAUAUUUUUUAUUACUCAUCUGUUUCUAGUGACUAAAUCCUUCUUUUUUGUAAAAUGUUGGCCAUUAUUUCAAAGACCGUGAGAAGCCAAACAAAAUUCAGCUCUCUGUCGCGGUUGAAUUCCACUUUAGUGAUAGCUGAACACAACAAUGAGACAGUCGCAGCUGUCACUCAAGCAACACUGACUGCAGCAAAAAAAAUUGGCGGUGAAGUUACAGUUCUUGUAGCUGGGACAAAGUGCGGACCAGCUGCUGAAGCACUGUGCAAGGCUAAUGGCAUUAGCAAGGUUCUGGUGGCUGAGAGUGAGGCUUUCAAGGGCUCAGUACCAGAGUCGUUGACUCCCUUGAUCUUAGCAACACAGAAACAGUUCAAUUUCAGUCACAUUUUAGCGGGGGCCAGUGCUUUUGGCAAAGCUUUGUUACCAAGGAUAGCUGCUAAACUGGAUGUUUCUCCAGUCAGUGACAUCAUUGGCAUAAAGUCCCCAGAUACAUUUAUCCGAACAAUUUACGCUGGAAAUGCUAUCCAGACAGUGAAGUCGAAGGACAACGUAAAAGUGGUGUCGGUUCGAGGGACUUCUUUCGAACCUCUUCCCUUAGAAGGUGGUAGUGGCAAGGCCGAGCCCGCACCAGCUGGUGACUACAAAUCAAAUCAAGUUGAUUUUGUUAAGCAGGACCUGAGUAAAUCUGACAGGCCCGACUUAACGUCCGCCAAAAUUGUUGUUUCGGGCGGACGUGGACUGAAGUCUGGAGAGAACUUCAAAUUACUUUAUACCCUUGCUGAUAAGCUCAAUGCUGCUGUUGGCGCAUCUCGUGCAGCUGUUGAUGCUGGGUACGUCCCCAAUGACCUACAGGUCGGACAGACUGGAAAAAUUGUGGCCCCUGAACUAUACAUCGCUGUAGGAAUCUCCGGAGCCAUCCAACAUCUUGCAGGAAUGAAAGACUCGAAAGUCAUUGUCGCUAUAAAUAAAGAUCCAGAGGCGCCAAUUUUCCAGGUUGCGGACUACGGUUUAGUUGCAGAUUUGUUCAAAGCUGUCCCCGAACUUAACGAAAAAUUGUAAGAUUCUUCCCACCCAUCGAUAUUCCGGCAGAAAUGCAAAAUAUUUUUGUAAAUAAACCAUUCCUUUUCUCUCUGUUAAUAUUAAUUCGGCCUAAAAAUUAAUUCGGCGUAUUUUAAUGGAUAAAUCAUGUGCGGAAAUUAUCCGGGAGCAUCAAAUGGAAAACCACCGAACACUUCACAUGUAAAUAAUGAAAAAAAUUAUUGUUGAUGAAUUUAUAAUAAACGGAUUUUAUAACUGA